UUUCUUGAGUUUCACUACCCGCCUUCGAGACAUAUGUCAAGCUCGAGAUUUAGAUUUGUUGCUCAUUGACACCGGAGACCGCCACGAUGGCAAUGGACUCAGCGAUCUGACCACGCCAAACGGAUUAUAUUCCUCGGACGUUUUUAUGCAGCAGGAGUAUGAUAUUGUGACAGUUGGUAACCAUGAGUUAUAUGUUCCAGCAGUGAGCGAGCUAGAGUACAAGACCGUUGUACCUCACUAUGGAGAUCGCUUUAUAAGCACAAAUGUCGAAUAUCUCAACGACAAAGGUGAAUAUGUUGUUUUUGGUCAUGACAGAUACAGAUAUUUCACCACGGAGGUCAAAAAAUACAACGUUUUUGCUCUUUCCUUUAUGUUUGACUUCAAGGGAGGCAACGAGAGAGUCAGAGUCACACCUAUUGAGACAGUUGUCAAAGAAGAUUGGUUCUUGGACCUGCUUGAGAAACACACCAGGAAACCUGUCGAUCUUGUUCUCGUUGCUGGGCACAUCCCGAUUAGCCACAGUUGGCUGGAGCUAUAUGUUUUACACGGUGUUUUGCGCACAUUCUUCCCAGACAUUCCGAUCCAGUACUUUGGCGGCCAUUCGCAUAUUAGAGACUUUACGCUGCUGGAUGACAGAGCUUUUGCUUUACAAAGUGGACGGUACUGCGAGACUGUGGGAUUCAUGUCUCUGAGCAACAUUAAGGGUGAUAACGUAACGAUUGAUCGAAAAUACAUUGAUUUCAACCUACAGUCAUUUCUCCAUCAUACGAAAAGGUCUACCAUUGAACAGUUCAAUACCGACGAAGGAUUGCAGGUUUCGGAGAAGCUGACGAAUUACAGCAAUUUGCUGAAGCUCGACGAGUCUUUCGGGAAGGUGCCGCGGAGUUACUAUAUAACGGGAGCAGAUUACUAUUCAAACGAUUCGAAUAGCAUGCUUCGUUUUAUCGAGAAUGAAGUCCUUCGGGAGCUGGAGCCCAAGAUAUGCCACGAGGACAUGGACCCAAUAUUGCCUCCUCCAUCCAAUUCUAGAAUUGUGCUGAUUAAUACCGGCUCUAUCAGAUACGACCUCUACAAGGGAGAUUUCAGCAGGAACUCGCAGUUCAUCGUAUCUCCUUUUAAAAACAAGUGGAAAGUCCUUCAAAAUGUUCCUGCUAGAAUUGCAACUCGUCUCCAAGCAAUUCUUAACAAAGGUCCUUACAUUAUGGAGAAUGAAAUCGAUUAUACUAUUGAUUUAAAAGAGCUCCUGUCUCCGUACCAACGCGAAAUUAAUUCAAGGAUUUCAUCUCUCAAACUCCGCUAUGGUCAGACAACGACUGAUGAUCUUGGCAGUGAUGGUGAUGAUACCAUUCAUCGUCCAGUGCCACAAUUUGCUGUACCAAAUGUGAUCCAAUCCUAUGAAUACACAGACCAGCAGCAACCAGUGGACGUUGUGUUUUACGACUUCAUUGAGCGCUACGUGUUGUGGGCAUUACAGAAAGCUUGUGAUGGGGAUAACCUGCUUUACUACUCGCUGGUUGAGCAACUUACUUUUUACAACGAUUGCGAGCAAGAGUUCAACGUUGGAGAGCUGCUUAAGAAAUACUCUCUAAAACACUGGCGGUGAUUUACAAAAAAGGGUAUUCACGUGAUACUUGUUCAGGGCAAGUGACCUGCGUUUUUCUCCCUGCAAAAAAAAUUCCGGGGGCCCCAGCGAGAGCACCAGGCGCGCGUGCGAGGAGUGAGUGGUUCUGAAAAUUUUCACGCAGCAGCCUGUUUAGGAAGACUUGGUUUAAAUUUUUCUACACUAUUGAGAACUCUAUUCAGUGACCAAACAACAUGGGAAGAGGACCAAAGAAGCAUCUCAAGAGAUUAGCAGCUCCAAAGCACUGGAUGCUCGACAAGUUGUCGGGUGUUUACGCCCCAAGACCAUCUCCAGGUCCACACAAGCUGAGAGAGUCUCUUCCAUUGAUUGUCUUUCUGAGAAACAGAUUAAAGUAUGCUUUGAACGGUAGAGAAGUCAAGGCCAUCUUGAUGCAAAGACACGUCAAGGUUGACGGCAAGGUGAGAACCGACUCUACCUUCCCAGCUGGUUUCAUGGAUGUGAUCACUUUGGAGGCUACCAACGAGAACUUCAGACUCAUCUACGACGUGAAAGGUAGAUUUGCUGUCCACAGAAUCACUGCUGAAGAAGCCUCCUACAAGUUGGGUAAGGUCAAGAAGGUCCAGCUUGGUAAGAAGGGUAUUCCAUACGUUGUUACCCACGACGGUAGAACUAUCAGAUACCCAGACCCAGCCAUCAAAGUCAAUGACACCGUCAAGAUCGAUCUUGAAACCGGAAAGAUUACUGACUUCCUCAAAUUUGACACUGGUAGGUUGGUUAUGGUGACCGGUGGUCGUAACUUGGGUAGAGUUGGUGUUAUCACCAACAGAGAGAGACACGAGGGAGGUUUCGACUUGGUCCACAUCAAGGACGCUUUGGAGAACACUUUCGUCACCAGACUCUCUAACGUGUUUGUUAUUGGUGCUGAGGCCGGCAAGCCAUACGUUUCUUUGCCAAAGGGUAAGGGUAUCAAAUUGUCCAUUGCCGAAGAGAGAGACAGAAGAAGAGCUUUGGCUGGUUUGUAAGUAUCAUAGGUUUUUAAUAGGAACCAG
Messenger RNA from Ogataea polymorpha, 2631 nucleotides. RefSeq lists its product as uncharacterized. Gene Ontology annotation, biological process: translation. The transcript has a single exon. Bases 1816 to 2604 code for a protein of 262 amino acids. Gene Ontology annotation, molecular function: structural constituent of ribosome; RNA binding. Lineage: Eukaryota; Fungi; Ascomycota; Pichiomycetes; Pichiales; Pichiaceae. Gene Ontology annotation, cellular component: cytosolic small ribosomal subunit; ribosome. The record is from RefSeq and is a predicted model, not a curated record.